CAUCUGCAGGGGGGAGUGGGGGGGGGGGGGCGAGCGGGGAGCUACAAGGCCUGGCUGGGGAAUGGGUGCUCACAGCCCUGAUGUCCCCAGGACGUGGGUAAGCAUGGAAGCCACAGGGAGCUGCAAGGAGAGCGGAGGCUCAAGGCCCCCUUUCUGUUGCCAGAGACCCUCUCUCUACCACCCACACCUGCGCCGGACCCGCCCUGUCCCCUCACCUCCAUCCCUGCCGCCUUGCUGACUAAUCACCCUGCCACCUCGCCCGCUGUGACCCUGGCUCUGCGAGAUAGGGACUGCCCCCAAGAGGAGAUGGUCCCACCAUCUGCAUGCCCCCUGUCUUGCCCCAGCUGUCGCCUCACCAUGCGCUGUCGCUCAAGGGCUUGGUGAGGCCAUUUCCUGUGACGGUUGCAGAGGCGGGAGGCGGGGGAUGGGCAGGAGGAGGAAGGAAACACCCCCAGCCUACCUCCCUGGACAGAGACCCCAGAAGCCAGAAACGGACUUAGGAGUGGAACAUCAGCAGUUAGGAGAGGACCCUGCCGGGGUCCCGGAGCUGGCCUGCCUGGCUGCCCACCCACCUCCAGCACUGCUGCAGCCGCCAUCCCCUGUUGAGGAGAAGGCCCACUGGUUAGCUCCGAGAUGGCUUCUGCACGCGUUCUCCCUUCCGUCCUAGAGAACACAUGUCUUCCAUUUCCUCCCUUGCCCUCUCCACUUGGACCCGCGCAGAGCCCUGUGUGGCCUCUCUCGUCUCUCUCUUCCUCCUUUUGGCUUCUUUCCUAUCUUCAUCCACAAUCUCUACCCUUCGUCUUGCCGUUACUCUAACCCGAGACGGCCUUCUGCCCUGGGUCCCACCAAAGAGAUCCCGUCCUUCCUGUAGUGAACAUGAGGCUACCUCUUGGGGAACAGGAGGCGCCCCAGUGAAAACGGGGCGCAAAGCCGGCCUGGGCGUGGGAGCCUCCUUCUGGCCAAUCAGUCAGGCCAGGGAACAGCAGCGGAGGGCCCUGUCUUUCAGGCAGACCUCAUGGCUGAGUGAGCCUCCCCUGGGCCCAGCACCCCACCCCAGCAUGGUCCAGGCCCGUGGAGGGAGCUCCACAGCACAGCCGCCGACCGUUUCUUUGGGGGCAGCCAUGACCCAGCCUCCGCCUGCCAAAACGCCAGCCAAGAAGCAUGUGCGGCUGCAGGAGAGGCGGGGCUCCAAUGUGGCUCUGAUGCUGGAUGUCCGGUCCCUGGGAGCUGUAGAACCCAUCUGCUCCGUGAACACUCCCCGGGAGGUCACUCUGCACUUCCUGCGCACUGCUGGACACCCCCUUACCCGCUGGGCCCUUCAGUGCCAGCCACCCAGCCCCAAGCAGCUGGAAGAAGAAUUCUUGAUCCCUUCAAACUUUGUCAGCCCCGAAGACCUGGACAUCCCUGGCCAUGCCUCCAAGGACCGAUACAAGACCAUCUUGCCAAAUCCCCAGAGCCGUGUCUGUCUAGGCCGGGCACAGAGCCAGGAGGACGGAGACUACAUCAAUGCCAACUACAUCCGAGGCUAUGACGGGAAGGAGAAGGUCUACAUUGCCACCCAGGGCCCCAUGCCCAACACUGUGUCGGACUUCUGGGAGAUGGUGUGGCAAGAGGAAGUGUCUCUCAUUGUCAUGCUCACUCAGCUCCGAGAGGGCAAGGAGAAAUGUGUCCACUACUGGCCCACAGAAGAGGAAGCCUAUGGACCCUUCCAGAUCCGCAUCCAGGACAUGAAAGAGUGCCCAGAAUACACUGUGCGGCAGCUCACCAUCCAGUACCAGGAAGAGUGCCGGUCAGUAAAGCACAUCCUCUUCUCGGCCUGGCCCGACCAUCAGACACCAGAAUCAGCUGGGCCCCUGCUGCGCCUAGUGGCAGAGGUGGAGGAGAGCCCCGAGGCAGCCGCCCGCCCAGGGCCCAUCGUGGUCCACUGCAGUGCAGGGAUUGGCCGGACGGGCUGCUUCAUCGCCACAAGAAUUGGCUGCCAACAGCUGAAGGCCCGAGGGGAAGUGGACAUUCUGGGCAUUGUGUGCCAACUGCGGCUAGACAGAGGGGGGAUGAUCCAGACGGCAGAGCAGUACCAGUUCCUGCAUCACACUCUGGCCCUGUAUGCAGGCCAGCUGCCCGAGGAAGCCAGCCCCUGACCCCUGCCACCCUCUAACGGCCCAGGUGCCCGUCUCCCUCAAGCCUGGGAAGGUGGGUCUGGGGAAAGUGGGCCGAGUGACCUGGGAGUACCCUAUGGGUGAGUAUGGGAAAGGAGUGCCUCCUUAGCGGUGCUUGCAGUCACAGGAAGCAGCAUCAGCAAGGACAAGGGGCCAGAUUCCAGGUCUUCACCACUGGCCACUCCUCUGCUUCCUCUGUUGGCCCCAGAUGGACAGUAGGGGAACCUCCAAUGUCUCUCUGAACUUAAAGACAGGAAGCCCAGGUGUCCUGGUCUUCCCUACGACACUCUUUGUGAGCUUUAGUUUCCUCUUCUAUAACAUGAACAUUAAGUGCUUAGCUGCCAUAAGGGAAAAGCAAUAAGAGAAGUUUCUAGAAGCCAUUGCAGCUGUAUCCCCUUCCUGGGGCUGACAAAAGGGUGAUUCCAAGAUCAUCCACCGAGGCCCUGCCCAAGCACAGGUCAGAUGCAAGAGUGGGGAAAAGUCUGGUCCUGAUCUCCAAGUUUCAACAUCCUAGCAGAGACUCUGCUCCCUGACCACACAUCAGAAGGGCUGGAGACCCACGAUCAAAAGAAAGAACAAGACUGAGAUUACCCUUGCCUCCAUCCAUGUGUCUGAGAGUAGGCUACAGAGGUGACCAGGUGGCAGCUGAAAUCUGGAAGAGGGGACAUUCGAGGCUACUCGGAGGCAAAGAGGGCUGCUCCUGCCUCUGUGGUUGCUGGCCACUCCCACCAACGACUCUUAGGGAGGCUCUCAGCAGUCUCUGUUCUGCUUCUAUGGCUCAGAUAAUGCCCUGGGUACGCAGGAAGACAAAAGAAAGAGGGGGCUGGGCGCGGUGGCUCAUGCCUUUAAUCCCAGCACUUUGGGAGGCCAAGGCGGGCGGAUCACCUGAGGUCAGGUGAUUACAAAAAAUUAGCCGG
This is a messenger RNA of Sapajus apella (tufted capuchin), 3073 nucleotides long. RefSeq names its product protein tyrosine phosphatase non-receptor type 7 (gene PTPN7). Gene Ontology annotation, molecular function: protein tyrosine phosphatase activity. The transcript is spliced from 9 exons. Bases 675 to 2138 code for a protein of 487 amino acids. Gene Ontology annotation, biological process: protein dephosphorylation. The record is from RefSeq and is a predicted model, not a curated record. NCBI's taxonomy places the organism in Eukaryota, Metazoa, Chordata, Mammalia, Primates, Cebidae.